ACUACUCGUGUGUGUAACUUAACACCAAAGUGGCGGCUUGUCGUGCUUACAUCCUGACAGUGUGUUGUAUCACUCAACUCAGUUUUAUCACUCAAAUGUUUUCUCCAAGUUACGCUGGUAGAUCCUUGUAUCGUUCCACUUCUAGCUUCACUACGGUAUGUUGUACGACUCAAAUGUUCUCAGAGUUAACUUUAGCGGAAUCUAGUAACAUCCGUGUACAGCUUCACUAAGAGGAAUAAAUGGGUAACGUAAAAUCUACACCAACAGAUAAAGAAAACAAACAUGCUGAUAUUGGGAACAAAAAUACUAGAGCGAUAGCUAGUGGGGGUGUGUCAAACAAACGCACAGGAGAUGAUUCGGAUACUUUAAAUGAACAGGACAGUGAAGAAGACGUAUCCCAAUAUUUUAUAGGUACGCAUGAAGUGCUAGAAUGUCUUGAAGGUCAAGGCGAGGCAGAUUUAAACACAAACCUGGCAAACUGUAAAAAAAAUCCUGGCCAUGCAGGGUUCAUUCCUAUAAAUAAGUUGACGCUUGAACAUUUUCCCUCUGGUUACCAUGACAACGACUUAUAUGAGCUUAUAAAAGCUCUGGCUGACGUAACGGUCAGGAUAGCCGUAAAGUUCACCAGUCUAAAUCGACCAGAGUUUGUUCUAGGCACUAAAGUUCCAUAUCCUUGCUUUAAAGGAAGGGGAAAUAACUCAUUGAGAACAGGGACUGGAAGGAUGUGGGGUGUGACUAAGUACAUCGAGGGAAUGGACGAGAUCUACGGUACCUACAGAACGUGUCCGUGUCCUGAAUGUGACCACUCGGACACACCUUGCCCAGUGUGGUGGAAGGUUACAGUACUGACAGCCCGACAUGUGGUGUUUGAUUCGAGCGAGGCAAAACAAUCCAGUUGUAGGUUAUGGUUUGAUGAGGAUCAAAGUCCAGUGUUGAACAUGUAUGGAUGGGAAGUUGAUGAAACUUACACUGAAGAAGACUGGUGCAAGAUGUAUUGCGUGACCCAUGACGCAGAGAUCGGCGAAAAACUAGUGGGAAUGUUGAGGAGAUUUAUUAGUCUAUGGGGUAAAGUCAGCAUUAAAUACGAGAGUCGUAAAGAGGUGGACAAGCUGACCGUUAUAGUGUCACAUCCUCAUGGCUGUUCUAAGCAGGUAUCCGUGGGUCACUGGGUACAUAAGCAGGAGAUGUAUAAUACAAAUAUCACCAGGUACACGUAUACUACAUGUACCUGUCCAGGUAGCAGUGGGGCCGAAGUGUACAGGUUAGGGUGCUCGUGGUCUACCCACCCCCACAGCGGUGCUAAUUCUGAUGGUUUGAAUUACAGUGGGGUGAGGUGGGGUUAGACAAAGUCUGAUUUUCGUACACGUAGAAUACACUUUCGGACCUGGAUGUCUAUCUGGCAGAUGAAUUGGAGUUGAUUUAUUUCUUUGACCGAUUCUAUGUCCAGCCCUUUUUACCUUCCCUUACGUUAUUCAGGUAUCAAUCAGAAAAGGGGUGGACUCGGGAACACCUUUUGGGCACGUGACCGAUAUCGAAACGC
Molecule: messenger RNA, 1540 nt
Organism: Physella acuta
Lineage: Eukaryota; Metazoa; Mollusca; Gastropoda; Physidae
Source: RefSeq, a predicted model, not a curated record